AUGAAAGCAAUACCAGCGGACUCGAGUCAGGUCCGGGUCGCUGUCACCCAAAGCGAGCCGAGUUGGCUGGACCUAGGUGCCAGUGUACAGAAGACUUGCGACUUGAUUCGAGAAGCAGGCCAGAAUGGUGCACAAUUGGUUGCAUUCCCGGAAACAUGGAUACCUGGAUAUCCUGUAUGGAUCUGGGAUCGGCCAACUGAUCCUGUGUUCCAUGCCAAAUACAUCAAAAACUCACUCAUUGUGGAUUCUCCCGAGAUGAAAUCGAUUCAAGCCGCAGCAGCAGCGCAGGGAAUAUCAGUGUCGCUUGGGUUUUCUGAAAGAUUGAAAACCACUCUCUUCAUCUCGCAAGUCAGCAUUGAUCCUGCCGGCCAGAUCGUGUUGCACCGUCGGAAAAUGAAGCCAACACACAUGGAAAGAACGAUCUUUGGGGAUGGAUGUGAGAGUUCGUUGAAGAGCGUCGUGCCACUGCCUUUCGGGAGGGUCGGGGCCCUUGCAUGUUGGGAGCAUGUCCUCCCACUGCUAAAAUUCAACACCCACCUUCAAGAUGAGCAAAUUCACGUUGCUGCGUGGCCACCACUAUUUGAGCCUUUUAGCCAGGGCGAAUUGUGGUCUAUGACGAGUCCCGGUAACUUGUCUCUCUCCUCGAAAAGGGCGAACAAACUAACAUUACUAGGCGCUCGAACAAUAUCAUCGGCAUACGCUAUCGAAGGCGGAUGCUUUGUGCUUCAUUCCACGGCUGUGAUCUCCCAACAGGCGAUCGAGUUUUUCCGAACUUCAAACGCAGCACUUUUCAAUACGCCUGGAGGUGGGUCGUCUGCAAUAUUUGGACCCGAUGGGAGGAAACUGUCACACGACUUACCAGAUAAGGAAGAGGCUAUCUUAUAUGCCAAUAUUGACUUGGAUGAGAUAUUGAAGGUCAAAGGUUUUCUGGAUUCAUGCGGGCAUUACACCAGUCCCCAUUUGUUGUGGCUGGGGGUCAAUGAUGAGGCCCAAGAAUUGAAAAGGGCUACCUAA
This is a messenger RNA of Exophiala aquamarina CBS 119918, 1014 nucleotides long. RefSeq lists its product as uncharacterized. Bases 1 to 1014 code for a protein of 337 amino acids. Lineage: Eukaryota; Fungi; Ascomycota; Eurotiomycetes; Chaetothyriales; Herpotrichiellaceae. The transcript is spliced from 2 exons. Gene Ontology annotation, molecular function: catalytic activity. The record is from RefSeq and is a predicted model, not a curated record.